AUGGAGAGGAGCUCAAAUGCCUCACAGUGUAGAAACUCCGAUCGUGGUGGUCUUGGAGUCCACAAACACCUUGCUGGUCAGAAAUCAUAUGUGCAAAUUCAUCAAGAAAUGGAGGAAGAAUUGGGCCGUCCGGUAUCAUUUGCAGAAGUGUUCAUGAAGACACAUACUCAAGCUGACGGAUCGUUUGUUGAUCAAAAAGCUAAACAAGUAGCUGAAGCUUAUGACAAAACCUUAGAGGAGAAAUUGUGUGAAGUGGACGAUGAUGAUCCAGAAAAUUCAGGGAAUUCUUCUGAACGUUCAAGUCAUCGUAAUCUCAGCAUUGAGGAAAAGAAUGAAAUCUUUCUAAAGUGUACUCAAACAGAUGAGAAGGGAAACCUUUUUGGUCUUGGAUCUAUGGUUGAGACACUUAGAAAAGGGAAAAGGAAAGAAAGCUAUGCAGAAUCUUCUCCAUCAACACCAACACUUCUCGAGCUUCAAGAACAACUUCGCAACAAGAUAGCUCAUCUAGAUGCUGAGAAUGCCCGACGUGAUAAGGAGCAUCAAGAAUCUCAAAUGAAGACCAACGAGCUUCUCAUCUAUAUGAAAGAGAAAGAUCCAGGAUUUGAUACUUUUAUUGCUUCCUUGCGACCAACCGCACCUGAAGACUCCACACCUGAAGACAUCAUACCACCAGCCACCGGGUCAGGUACUCACCAGCCACCACCUUAG
Camelina sativa (false flax) is the source of this 708-nucleotide messenger RNA. The record is from RefSeq and is a predicted model, not a curated record. NCBI's taxonomy places the organism in Eukaryota, Viridiplantae, Streptophyta, Magnoliopsida, Brassicales, Brassicaceae.